Messenger RNA from Triticum dicoccoides, 2364 nucleotides. RefSeq names its product G-type lectin S-receptor-like serine/threonine-protein kinase At2g19130. Gene Ontology annotation, molecular function: ATP binding; protein serine/threonine kinase activity. Lineage: Eukaryota; Viridiplantae; Streptophyta; Magnoliopsida; Poales; Poaceae. Gene Ontology annotation, biological process: recognition of pollen; protein phosphorylation. Bases 1 to 2364 code for a protein of 787 amino acids. The transcript has a single exon. The record is from RefSeq and is a predicted model, not a curated record.
AUGGCCUCUUGGUGCAAACUCGGUCUCCUCCUCUUGCUCCAGAGUCUGAGCCCCUCUGCCGCCGCGGCAGGCUCUAUCUCGCUCUCCGUGGGAGAAUCUAUCACCGGGAACCGGACGCUGGUUUCGGAGGGAGGCAAGUUUGAGCUGGGCUUCUUCUCCCCGGCCGGCGACUCCAACUACUACGUUGGCAUAUGGUACAAGAAGAUCCCGGUGCAGACCGUCAUUUGGGUGAUGAACAGGGACCGCCCUGUCUCCGACCCAUCGUCCUCGGAGCUGACGCUAGCUCCGGACGGCAAGCUCGUCCUCCUCCUAAACGAGAACCAGCAGAAGAGGCCAGUCUGGUCGUCGGCUAGUCACGCACGUACGAGCAACGGGCCCGUCGUGGCGGCGCUCCUCGACAGCGGGAACCUCGUUCUGCGGGGCCGCCAGCCGGGCAACUCGUCGGAGGUCAUGUGGCAGAGCUUCGAGCACCCGACCGACACGCUCGUGCCGGGCGGCUGGGUCGGGCUGAACAAGAGCAGCGGCGCGUACCAGGCGCUCGUGUCAUGGAGAAGCGCUGUCGACCCAUCCACGGGAUUGUACAUGGACUGGGUCGACCCGUCCGGGUCCGGCCAGUACACCUUCUCGUGGAACGGCACGACCGUGUACCACCGCGUCGGCGCGUCGAGCGGCCAGCGCUUCGCCUCCGUGCCGGAGAUGGGCAUGUCGUCUAGGUACAAGUACACCUCCGUCAACAAUGAUGAGGAGGUCAGCUUCUCCUUUGAGGUGGUCAACCCCUCUACCCUGUCGAGGAUGGUGAUGAGCCCGCACGGGCAGCUCACCAUGUUCGACUGGUCCAGCGAGUCCGGGCAGUGGCUGCUCCACUGGGCGACUCCCACGUCGCCAUGCGACGUGUAUUCCGUGUGCGGGCCCUUCGGGCUGUGCGACGUGGCAAGCUCGCAGUACUGCCGGUGCUUGCCGGCGUUCGACGCCGCGUCGCCGGGGGAUUGGACCGGCGGCUGCGCGAGGAAGACGAGCUUGUACUGCAGCAAUGGCACGUCGCCCGAUGGGUUCCUUCCGGUACAAAACGUGAAGCUGCCAAGCAGUUAUUUCUCCGAUGCUGAUGCUGCCGGUAGCUCCGGAGAUUGCGGGUCGGCGUGCUUGAGAAACUGCUCUUGCACGGCGUAUGCGUACAGUGGUGGUGGUUGCUUGGUGUGGGGUGGUGAUCUCAGGAACAUUCAGCAGGUCACCGACGGCGAAGCCGGCUCGUCCACUCUGUUCCUCCGAGUCGCCGCCGCCGAUCUUGCUGCCGCCAGUAACCAUGGCGGCGCGUCAGCAAAUGAACGCGACGUCAUCCUGGUCGCGUCUUCGGUAUCUUUUCUCACGAUACUCUGCUUGUUCGUCUUCGUUUGCUGGAGGCAUCGUCGCUUGAAAACUGUGCGGCACGACGGCUCUCUUUUGGUGUUCAGCCACGGCCAUCUGGCGCGGUGCACGGACAACUUCUCCCAGAAGCUGGGCAUGGGGAGCUUCGGCUCCGUGUACAAGGGGACGCUCCGUGACGGUGACCACACCGCGGUGGCCGUCAAGAGGCUCGAGGGAUCGGCGCAGGGGGAGAAGCAGUUCCGCGCCGAGGUGAGGACCCUCGGCACGAUCCACCACGUCAAUCUCGUGCGCCUUCGCGGGUUCUGCGCGACGAGGCGCGAGCGGCUGCUGGUGUACGACUACAUGCCCAACGGCUCCCUGGCGUCCGCCAUGGCCGGCCCGAGCUUCGGGCUGCUGGACUGGGGCACCAGGUUUGGGAUCAUGGCCGGCGUCGCCAGGGGCCUCGCCUACCUCCACGAGCAGUGCCAGGAGCGCAUCGUGCACUGCGAUGUGAAGCCGGAGAACAUACUCCUGGACGCGGCCUUCCACCCCAAGGUGGCCGACUUCGGCAUGGCGAAGCUCAUCGGGCGGGACUUCAGCCACGCGCUGACCACGGCGCGGGGCACGGUGGGGUACCUGGCGCCGGAGUGGGUCCAGGGCCUGCCCAUCACGCCCAAGGCGGACGUGUACAGCUACGGCAUGACGCUGCUGGAGCUCGUUUCCGGGCGGAGGAACCGGGACGCCGGCGGCCGCGGCGCGGGCCACUUCCCGCUCUGGGCGGCCACCAAGGUCAGCGAGGGGCAGUUUGUCGCGCUCUUGGACGAGAGGCUGGCGGGGGACGCGGACGUGGUCGAGCUGGGCCGGGCGUGCAGCGUCGCGUGCUGGUGCAUACAGCAGAGCGAGGCGAUGAGGCCGACCAUGGGGCAGGUGGUGCAGGUUCUGGAGGGGUCGCUCAUGGUGGGGGCUGCGCCCGUGCCCAGACACCUGGAGGUGUUCUGUGCGGAGGAUUCACGCACGCUCUGA